AUGUGUUUGAGUUUAUCCUGUCACCCGGGCUUUCUUGAACAAUUGCCAUAUGUGUGGAGUCAGUGUGAUGCAAUUUACCAUGCUUGUACCAAUCCGGGAAGUGUCUUUUUUUCUUACGCAACCUCUUUCGUGUCUUCACGAAUAACGGCAAUGGCGAAAUCGCCCCUUUUUAGGCUAAAAAGCCUGUUUAAAAACUGUAUUGUUUCCCCUACUAACGACACCUGUUCCGAGUCUCUUUCAAGUGCUGGCUCCAGCGUUGAAAUCAAUGCGUCAAAUUUAAAAGCCUAUGAGAAACGUCUAGAAAGGCUAGUCAAAGUCCUCUCGCAGUAUUCAUGUCUACGAGACAAAGAGUUGGAUCAUUUCUACAAUCUUUGUAGUCAACCAUGGUUUUGGGGUCCACUUACUCGUGUUGAAGCUGAUGCACUGUUGCAUUUUGCACCAGAUGGAUCUUUCAUCGUUCGUGACAGUGAAAACGACAAUUCGAGAUUUACGCUCACAUUCCGUUUCUCCAGCGAAGUUAUCCUUAACAAUCGGAUUACCCAAACUGGUAAUAAAUUUGGAUUUAUUCAGGGUGAGGCCUUUGAGUCAAUCCAAGCUUUGCUAAAAAACGCAAUGUCACAUUCUGAGUCGGGGGCCUACUGUUUAUCAAAUGCAACGUUUGAUACUGAAGCGUCUGAUCCAUCCGCUUUGGUCUCAGAAAGCAAAAAAGUUCGCCUGCUUUACCCCUUUAGCCGAUUCUCGAUAGUUCCUCCCUUGCUAUUUCUCUGUCGCUUCGCUCUACUUCGAUUUAUUCGAACUGCCCAUGGGGAUGGUAUAUGGUGUUGUUCCUGGCGUAAACGCGAGUCUGAUGGAAAGGAUCUAAUAAUUACCGGUUGUUUGGACAACACUCUCAAGCUAUGGAAUUGGGAUGGCAAUGCACUCAAUCUUUUAGGUUCCUUGGAUGGUCAUCGCUUAGGUAUCGUCUCAGUCGACAUCAACAAGGCAGGCACCCUUGCUGCUUCUGGUAGUCUCGACAACCAGGCAAGCCUCACUAUAAUAUUUUGGGACCUUGAGCAGUGCCGUCAGGUGAGCGUGUUCGAGGGCGAGCCGGCGGAGACGUGGUCAGUGGCCUUCUCACCCGAUUCGCGCUUCAUCGCCACCGGCAGCCACUCCGGUGCCGUUCACAUGGUUGGCGUGGAGUCUCACAGGCUGGAGAGCUCCAUCAGUCUCGAUGGAAAGUUUGUCUACUGUCUUGCUUAUAGUCAGGAUGGGACGCGAUUGGCCGCAGGCGCAAUCAGCGGAAUCGUGAGCAUCGUGGACCUGCGCACGGGUGCCAUCUUUCCCCUCGAUGGCCACGCCAUGCCCGUCCGCUCCGUCGCCUUCUCACCCGAUGGCCGUCUUCUUGCUUCCGCCGCUGACGAUAAGCAGGUCCGCAUCUAUGACGCAAACGAUGGACGCCUGGUGGUAUCGAGCUUGAACGGCCAUUCCUCCUGGGUGGUUUCGGCAGUUUUUAGUCCGGACAACCGCCACCUAGCCACCGCAUCCACCGACAAGACUGUCCGGGUGUGGGACGUCGCCGCAAAGACCGAGGAGCACGUCUUCUCCGACCACGAGGAUCAGGUCUGGGCUGUGCGCUACAACGAUGAUGGCUCUCAUUUGCUUUCUGUCGGCGGCGACCAAAAAAUUAUGGUGUACACAUGUCCCAACUGUUCUCAAUAA
Molecule: messenger RNA, 1698 nt
Organism: Echinococcus granulosus
Lineage: Eukaryota; Metazoa; Platyhelminthes; Cestoda; Cyclophyllidea; Taeniidae
Product: WD repeat-containing protein SL1-17
Exons: 9
Coding region: 1-1698 (565 amino acids)
Cellular component (GO): Cdc73/Paf1 complex
Molecular function (GO): protein binding
Source: RefSeq, a predicted model, not a curated record